This is a messenger RNA of Gaeumannomyces tritici R3-111a-1, 2371 nucleotides long. RefSeq lists its product as hypothetical. Gene Ontology annotation, molecular function: metal ion transmembrane transporter activity. Gene Ontology annotation, cellular component: membrane. Lineage: Eukaryota; Fungi; Ascomycota; Sordariomycetes; Magnaporthales; Magnaporthaceae. The transcript is spliced from 3 exons. The record is from RefSeq and is a predicted model, not a curated record. Gene Ontology annotation, biological process: metal ion transport; transmembrane transport. The coding region runs from base 210 to 1877 and encodes 555 amino acids.
CCCAUGCAAUACAACCCUCCCCGACGCUGCUGCAGCUUCAAAUGCGUGCUACCUCCCAUCUUGAGAUCUGGAAGAUGCAUGCCGCACGCGCCUAUCCGCUCGCUGAUAGGGUCUGUUCCUCGACUGUCUGACUGCAGCUCUACGUGGUAGCCCGAGUUUGUCGCACAUCCCUAGCCGUGCUGCUCCCGUUUUGGGCACAACCCGGUCAAAUGGGGCCGGGAACCGACUCUUCACCAUCCCGUUCCAACGGGAGGUCUUCGACAGCAUCCCCAGAGGAGCUAUAUGCCAAUGCGGUAUCCUCUUACUCCCGCCAGGGCGCCGAGGCGACUCUGUUCCCUGGCCCUCACUUUGAGAGGCUGGGAACAUACCUCAAGGCCCCCUUUUACCGCCGGCGCGACACGGCAGCCGCUGCCGGGUUCCCGUUUUUUGUUCUCUACCAAGGCCUAGGCCUCGACAGGACACGCCGCACCGAAGCCACCUCGCCCGACCAAGUUGCUGCCUUGGCCAGGGACCACCCCGGCGGGAACCAGCUGCUGUUUCUACGCGGACAACCCUCUCCGGAGUGGCUCAGCGGGGUAGGGUCUAGGUUCGGUGUCGACCCGGAAUACUUUCAACGGCAUAUGGACAUCAUCCUCGCGGUCGGUCGGGCCAAGUACUACGCUCAGCCGUCGCUGCCCUCCGCUUCCAGCCAGGUGGUCCAGCUACGGUACUUUACCCUCAGCAAGACGGUCAAGCCGUCUUUCAAGGCGGACCAGACGGACCAGCUUAGGCUUUCCGCCCGGAAGAAGAUGGACGACUACAUCACCGCCACGUCCCAGAAACUGGAGCACGGCAACGCGGUCGGAAACUCCAUUGUACGGGACUUUUCGCUUUUCAGCAACGGCCGUUGGGCAAUUGAGCAGUGUAUAUCUCUCUGUGUGAAUCGGACCGAAACAGGCUGGACAGCUGUCGCGUGGGUUGAUACGGGCAAGGACCUGAACGAAUGCCCCCGUGGGCCAUGGAAAGACCAUUGGGAGCACAGCCAUACAGACUACCGAGCCUUCCUCCCGACCGUCCAGAGCUACCCCCACUGCUCCCUCCAUCCCCAGAGGGAGUCGGUCGCGCAGGACCCAAUGCCCAAGCCGCAGUUCGCCCAGAGCGCCUCGCUCCUCCACCGAAACUACGGAAAGCGGCUGGACAAGGCCAUGAUGGGCGUGGACGCCUUCUAUAGCUUCCACGAGAUCUUUAAGUUUUGCGCCUUCUCCCAGGUCCAGUUCCUCAACAUGAUCGAGGACUGCAUCUCCGAGGCCGUCGACCUGGAGAGCCCGGAGCACAUGAGCAUCGCCCAGUCGAACCUCGUCUACGCGCAGGACCUGCUCGACCGGCAGGUAGAGAUCCUCAGGAGCACAAUCGAGAUCAUCAAGGCCCGCGGCGGGCCGACGUGGCCCAAGGCAACAACAACGGACUGGGCUCACCCCAGCAACGAGCAGGUGCAGAGUGACAAAGACUGCGCCCAAGCCGCCGAGGAACUCCGGAAAGAUUUUGAACACCUCCACGCCUGCGCGAUCCGGCUCUCAGAGGCCUGCAAGUCCAAGAUAUCGCACCUCACCUCACGGGCUGCGCUCGCCGAGUCCAGGAAAGGCAUCGAUCAGGCGCGGGAGAUGGCUUACCUGACUCGACUUGCCUUCAUCUUCAUCCCUCUGGGCUUCGUGACCUCCUUCUUCGGCAUGAAUCUCGAACCCAUCGCGGCCGGGAAUUAUCCCCUGUGGAUCUUCUUCGUCAUCGCAGUACCUUUUAUCAUAUUAGCCUUGGGGCUGAUGUACUGGGAUCGCACCUCCAUCGCCCUCCGCGGCUUGCUUUUUUCGGCAAAGGAAAGCGCCAGGACCAACCCGUGUUAAUCCGGUUCAGCCUUUGCGGUCCCUAAAGGGAAGGACUGGUAGUCGGGCGUGAUGGGGCAAAGAAAGGUUCACGCGAAAAAAAAUGAGGUGACGAAGCUGAAAGGAUAGAGAAAAAAAAAGAUGAACAAAAUCAAGGCCCAUAAGAUCACAGGCAGCGAGCAGACGCAGACGAGCGUGUAAACAGUGGGGAGCGUUAUAAUCUUUCGUCCAAUAUGUAAUCCUUUCCCAUUUCUGCAUAGCUUCCCUUCUAGACAUCUCGCCUCAUAGCACAGCCCCCCUAGCGAUUAAUAUUAGAUAGCAAAGAGGAGCCCAAAAGCACCAUAAAGAUAGACUAUCAAGCUCAGUUAGUUCAGGCCCACGGGAGGGAUGAAUAGCAAGGGUAGCCGAGGGUAGUCUCACCGAUGAGGCGAUGAAAUUGAUGCCAGCAGACGGAUGGCCUUUCCCUCGCCCAAUGGAUAGCAGCGCAGCCAUCAAGGGACCACCAACAAGCUCCG